Molecule: messenger RNA, 5134 nt
Organism: Ostrea edulis (European flat oyster)
Lineage: Eukaryota; Metazoa; Mollusca; Bivalvia; Ostreida; Ostreidae
Product: cation channel sperm-associated protein 2-like
Exons: 1
Coding region: 162-1463 (433 amino acids)
Biological process (GO): protein ubiquitination; ubiquitin-dependent protein catabolic process
Molecular function (GO): ubiquitin protein ligase activity
Source: RefSeq, a predicted model, not a curated record
UUUACUUUUUUAAAUUUUCGUUUUUCUAAAAUGAUCAAACUCGCAGUCGGAUGCUACACAAAACGGACGAGUUGAUCCGAUUGAAGGAAUGAGAGGACAACAAGACAUUAGUUAAAUACUACAGCACCUGAAAUAAAUUGCUGCAUGUUUCCCAUUGAAUUAUGGAAGAUUUUGUUUAUUCAACAUAUGCAACUUUGUGUUAUGUGUUCAGAAAUGUACAAUAUUACUCGGCGUCUAUCAUCAAGAUAAACUACGAUGUUAUAUCUGGGAUCAUAGCUUUCCUGUCGGAAGUAAUACGUUUGUUUGUUAAAUGCACGAAUGUGACUUUUAAUAUUAUCAUUGCUCUUCUUGAAGCUUCAGUUGACUUUUUAGCAGAAUGUUUCAACUUUUUAAGAGCAUUUUUACAAUUACUUUGGAAAUUCGUGAUACUACUUUUCAGCGUUUUAGAUGUUGUGUUCAGAGGUUUAGAACAAGUGGUUUAUUUCAUUUGGAGUGGUGGAAAAUGGACUGCUGGAACUCUUUCUGCUUCUGUGGAAAAUGUGAAAGUGAUAUCUAUGUCAAUUUUUGAGUAUUUAGAAAUCAUUUGUACUUUUCUUUACGAGAAUGUUUCAAGCGGAUUAUAUAUGUUUGGAACAUGCUCACUGCAUAUAAUAGUAGGUGUGUAUAACAUUACCACAUGGACAUUUUUUAGUGCAGCAUCACUUGUGGACAAUGCUAUGAUAUAUUUUGCAGAUUCUGUCAAAUUUGUUGUGGACUCUGUGUAUGAUGCCUUGACGAACACAUUUCCAAACACUCGGAUUGAAACUUACAUGGGCAUUUUGAUGAUUGUUUUGUUUUAUAUAGCCCUAGUACAUGUUGUAAGCAAGCUGUAUAAUCGAGGGUACACAUUUCCUUGCCCAGGAAAUAUGAACCAUUAUAAUGUUCCGUAUCCAAGGUUUGGAAAUGAAUUUUCUGAUGAUGAAUUUGGUAUGAGUGCAGACGAGGAGAACAAUGACAAUGAAAGUAAUGAUACAGAAAGCUCUAGAGCUUCAGUGGACAAUGAUGAAGAUGAUGAUUUUUCUGAUGGUGAUGAUGAAUUCUCUGAUGAAUCAUCAGAACUAUCUGUUAUGGAUGAGAGUGAUGAGGAGAACUCCUCACAUGAUGAUGAUAGUGAUGAUUCUGUAGAACCUAUUGAUAUUCAGCUUCCUCCAGAGUGUCAAUACAACCUCAGGAGAUCAGCUACCCCCAACAGACAGAAAAGAAAGUCGACUCAAGACAUAGAAAAAGAAAUGGAGCAAGAGCGUGAGAAGCAAAUGUGUGUCGUAUGUCAAGACAAUAAGAAAUCGGUGCUAAUAUUACCAUGUAGACAUAUGUGUUUGUGUGUUGAUUGUGGGAACAGAAUCGCCCGAGCUAGACCACUGACCAGGAGAAUAUGUCCCUUGUGUAGAGAGAAAAUCAGAACAAUCAUGAAUAUAUACCUGUAAAAAUAAUAUUUGUACAUUAUGAUGUCAUGUUUAUUUAAAAUUUAAAUCAGCUUUAGUUUGUAGAACAGGUACAUGCAUGUAGUAUAUUGUACAUUUAUAUGAUUCGAAAUACCAGUUUUUGGUUCCGUAGGAAGACCAAGAGAAUGGCCUACAUUUUUUGCAGUUGGUGAUUUUCUAUUCAACAUGGGGUAUGCUCAGUAUCUUGUGGUUCUUGAUUCAUGACAUUAAUAUUACGAAUACAUAUCAUUUACUAUAUUCAAUUGUAAUUGAAUGCUAUUUGAAGAUUUUUCAUCUUUUUAUCAGUUGUAAUGAGUGAUAAGUGCUACAAUUUUAGUCACUGGUGUCAUUUAUCAUAUGUCCCUACCAAUAUUGUUAAUAAUUUCAUGCUUUCAAGAAAAAUGCUUUAAAAUUUCUAAACUUGUUUCACUCCAUCACUAGAGCCAUAUUCACAUCACUUGACAAAUGCUUCUUGGACCUAAUAAUUGCUCGGUAACACCCCUACCCCAAAGAAAAGAAGAAGGGAAAAAAAACCAUGAUAUGCAGCAAAUUUCAUAUAUAUAUUGUUUAAUAUGAAAACUGCCCAUUUUGAACCUUUGAAAACAUUUUUGUCAUGUUUAAACAGUAAACAGUUUUUGGUAACAGGGAUGGGAGAGGGGGGGGGGGGGUAAAGCUGAAUGUACAGCAGGUGCACUUUUUCAUUUUUGACGUUCAAAAUUUAAAAUAUAGAUCAUUGAAUGUUGAGACAACCAACUGUGUUCUGUAAACAAAGACCCGAUUCUUUUUAUGGUUACAAACCAGUGAAAUACUAAUUUUGUAAUUUUAAAGUAAUUAAUUUUGUACAGUCACAAAUUUAACUUUUAAAUGACACAUUUUACCUAAAGUCUACUUGAAAUGUGAUAUAUAUAAUAAACUUGGAUCGAUAUCCAUUUAUUUUGAAAACUUCAUCAACUAUAACAUAGGUCUUAGUCUUUGUUUUCCAAAAUAGAUUGUAGAUUUUUGAACAUUUGAAGUUAACAAAACAAAAUUGGGGGGGGGGGGGGGGGGGGGAAAUUAUUAAUCAGUUCCUUUAACUCGGCCUGUUGAAAACUGAAUUUCGUAUAUUAUUUAACUUUCUAUGCAGCUCCCUCUGCAUUGCAUUAUUGUAAAAGUGCACAAUCUCAUUAAUAAUAUCACUGCAUGCUUUAAUUGUGUUUUUAAUUUUCAUCUAAAGGUGUCUCAAUUUUUUUGUAGGCCAAAAAUUUAAAUUGUAUUUCUGCUAACAUUCAUGUCAAAAUUAGGGUAGGUCGGUGGGAAAUGAAUAAUUUUUUUCUCAGACUUUAUUUUAAUUAAGAGUACACAAAGAAGCAUUCUGAUUACAAACUCUAUUUAAGUUGCAGGUAUAUUCAUAAAUUGAACAUGAGGGGCUCAUAUUCACUAUCAAUGCAACUUCUAAUUAUGCUUGAUAUUAAUUACCUUUGAAAUAAUUACUAAUGUCAACUCCAAAACAAUGUUUAUUCAAUGAUCUCUUGGAACUAUGUAUUUAAAAAAAAAUGUAGUGCAAGGGCUAUAAUUUAGGGUUGACUGUGAUAACAAAAACAUAGCAAUUUUUAUUUUAGGCCUUGCAGAAAUAAGCUUCAUUUAUUUAUCUAGUUAUCAGUAUCAUUUAGUUAUGAUGUGUGGUUUUGCCAUUAAUGUGUUUUAUAUACCAUUCGCAUUUAUUUUUUCCGUCCCAUUCUGUCCAACUUUAAAAGUCAUUGUGGGGGAGUCUUUAAUUCAUGCAUAUCAAAUAUUCUAAAAUGUAACAUGAGACGUAGCUGCAGAACUGUAGCUCUCAGAGAAAGUAUUGGGACAGAUCUCUGAGAGAGCUACAGUUCUGCAGCUACAUGAGACAUUGCCAUGAACGGUUUGUUAAUCUUGUGUGCAUUCAGCUGUAACCACCCCCAUCUACUCAAUCCAAUCCCGAAGCCAUUCGUUUGAUGUUUUUCACAAAAUCAAAGAAAGCUAUGUAAGCAUGACAAUACACUGUUCAUUGAUGCUAUUUAUGUUAAUCUUAGAACCACAGCAAUAAGACAUUUCACCACCACAUACACAACAGACAUUCAUGUUGUAAGGGGAAUAACUGUAAAAAUGUAGGCCAAAGUGAAAUUCCUGUAUUGAUGCAUACUGAUAAAGAACUCAGCCUGACAAUCAUGUGUUCAAAGGUAAUUCAUAAACAGGAUUAUGUAAAUGAUGAUCGGCACACUGUACAGCAUGCAUUCAAUUCACUCCAUUAUAUGUAAUGCUGUUGUUUUACUUGACUGACAGUUGCAUAGGUAGAAUUUACUGUGUCAUUGCAUGUACAAUGUAUUAGAUAUGAGGAAAGGUUCCAGAUAUUAAAACUAUAAUGCUGUGUAGCUUACAAGUGUGAAGGACUUGCAGAAAGUCGUGCAGCUGUGAAAAAUGUAUGUUUUGAAAGAUAACAUGUAAAAUUUUGUUAGUUUGAUAAAUCAAUGCUAAUGUUUGGAAUGUGCUCGGAUUUAGGGGAGAAAAAUCAGCCUAUGGAAGUGACUAUUUGUUGCAGAAUAUAUUUAGUAGAAGUAUUAUAUUUAAAAAGUACGAUCAUAUAACUAUAUUAUAUUUGGAUGGAGACCAUAGAUCAUCUAGAAACAUUUACAGAAGGUCUGCGACUUCGAGCAGUUUGUUGAUUUGUCAAAGUCUUUAUUUAUGUUCAAAAUCUGGAAAAAUGUGAUUGUGUGUCUACAUUUCCUUUUAUCAUUUUUCAUAAAUUUAUCAAAGAUUUGAUUUUAAUAGUGCUGCAACAUUAAAUAAUUUGCAUAAAAGUUGUUUUGGACUUAAAGUUGUGAGACCUUUUGUAAAAUGGCCCUAGAGGAUUCAAUUUGUAUUUUAGACCCAUAUAAAGUAUUGUUUAUUAAGUUAUUUUUCACUUUUCUAUGGUAUUGAAAGAUUUGCACUUUGAGUAUACUUAGGUAUUUUAGCUGAUUUCUAUUGUGUAUCCACAGCUGAAAGUUUUCAUGUAUUUUAUUUUAGAUUAUCAGAGCUGGUAAUUGUGUAAGAGAUACAGAAAAGUUCAUCUUCCAAGAAUUUUUUCUGUAGUAACGCUUACGGCUGUGGGUUUAUUGAUUGUGCAAAUUAAUUUUUGUUAAGUAUUUUAUUUCAUGUAGGAGGUACCAGUAAGAUCGUGAUUUUUUUUUUAUAUAACUGCAGGUGAAUCUUUAUGCCAAACUUUAUAUAAUGGCUCAUUAAAGCAUCUCAUAUGAAGUAUGAUUUCACCAUUGAAAGAGUGAUACAAACUCUCUUAAGUAUUUAAUGUAAUUAAAUACCUAUUUGUGAUUCUGAAAAAAAAAACUCACAAAAAAUUCAUAUGAAAUAAUUGAGAGCUCUUAAUGACUCUUGAUGGUGAAAUUUCAAAAUAUUUCAUGAGUUGCUGUAACAUAAACCAUUAAAAUUAAGGUUUUGGUGUAGCGAUCCACCAUAAAGGUGUUUCGAUUAUGUUACUGUGGGAAUACAGAAAUUGACACCUAUGAUAAUGAAUGAUAUAAGCAUGGUAUAUAUUAUGAAGGAUAUAUAUAUAUAUACACCCAAGUUUUUGUACGCGAGAAAGCAAUACAGUUUGGUGUUGUAGUUGGUUGCUUAAUAAUGAAUCACCAAUUGUGUUCAGUAUUUGAAUUUACAAUUAAAAUUUGUUAAAAAUG